Messenger RNA from Macrosteles quadrilineatus (aster leafhopper), 3249 nucleotides. RefSeq lists its product as uncharacterized. The transcript has 7 exons. Bases 36 to 1928 code for a protein of 630 amino acids. NCBI's taxonomy places the organism in Eukaryota, Metazoa, Arthropoda, Insecta, Hemiptera, Cicadellidae. The record is from RefSeq and is a predicted model, not a curated record.
UGAAACGCUCAGUUGUGUAUCAGCCCUCGUUCACGAUGGUUGUGUGUCGCUCUUUGUUGUUAGCGCUUUUGACAGCCGCUUGUGUUGAAUUCUCCACUGGAAGGGCUGUCAACAUCAGCAGUGUCUGGCUACUUCCAGAGGAAGGGUUUCCAGUAUUCUAUCGUUACUUUAAAGACCGGAUCACCUGGUUUGAGGCAGACGCUGUGUGUCAAUUCCACCACGCUAAUUUAGUCACAGUGGACUCCAGCGAGCAGUACGAUGCUACUAGGGCGUACCUCAAGGAGUUAGACGUGUUAAACAAUGUUUGGGUGGGACUCAAGAGGAGCCGUGCAGAGGGAGAGUUCACAUGGACUGACUACAAACCUCUUGAGAACGGCGGCUACUGGCAGGAACAGAUCCCGCUGAUGGACAACCCUGUGUGUGCGGCCCUCGAUCCUGCGGCGGACUACCGCUGGCACCCACUCAAGUGUGGCGGGCCAGAGGUGGCGUCCUUCAUCUGCCAGCUGGAGGUUCCCUCCUGGGCGCGCAAGGAGGACGGCUGCAUGUUGACGUCACUACCCUCUCUCACCGUCACUUACCUACCAGAGCAAGGAGCCGUGGAGCUGAUCUCGGACUGUGGCCUGGAAGGGACUCGACGCAUUGCUUGCAAAGGACAAGCCAACCGAGACGAAAUGAUGAAGCAAUUGUCUUGUGAGACUUCAACAGAAGGACAGACAGAGGCGACCAGCAGCAACACCUGGUCUGACAAUGAAGUUCCUACCAGACACAGGAGAGAUACUGACGUCACAGUAGACAUGACCACUGUCCACCACUUGGUGCCUACUACUGAAGGGCUGACAGAAGUGAACUCUGUCGAAGUGACGAAUGACAGCCCUCCUGCGGAAGAACAGAAGGAAAACAUGAUGCAAACAACCAGUGAUUCUGAUAUCACUUCAACUCAAGGACUGCCUCAAGAGAUGUCUGCUGCCGAGGAACCAAUCAAAUCUGCAGUACCGGUAGAUAUUACAAACGACAAAUCGGACGGCAACAAAAUCAUUGUCAAUAUAAUUACAACAGCAGGAAAUUUUACAGGCCAAGCAACUGAAGACAAAGACCUUUUAAACGAAACUCCUAUCCAAAUACCAUUGAAUUCUAUAUCCAGAAUAACAUCAGAUGAAUCAGGCAGCACUGAGACCAAAAAACAACCAGAAGAACGACGGGUCGUUGCGGUACAGUCAAAACCGAUCCCACCAUCUCUUAGAGGUAACACACCCUUCAUAGAGCCUGCCAAUAAGACUGAGACAGAGAAAGACCACACAGUCACCCCAAAACCUGUGGAGAAAGAGUCACAUGAGGUAUUCAGAGAGAGUAAGUCAGACAUACUGUUAAAAGCUCAAAAGCAAGAUGUAAAAGCAGUCAACUUUCCACCACUUUCUGUCUAUAAAGUUAACAAAGAUGGGGAACCAGAUGAAUCGAGCUCAAGGAUUGAACAGACCCCUGCUAAAAACGUAGACCCCACAUCGGCUGCACACACAACACCAGCUGUUGAUAAAACAGAAAUCCAGGAGUCAUCCGACUCCAAGUUUUUCACAAGAGUAGUGGUUGAUGAGAUCACACAAACUACUCAUCAGCCAGAUGUUAAAGUAACAGCCAAAUCCAACACUGACAAUGAUUUCUUCAUUGCCACUGAGAGUCCAGUAAAGAGUGCAGAAAUAUCCAUAAAAGUCACAGAAGUGACUUCUUCUGUCGUAACUGAACAGAAAAAUGAAAAGGAUCUACCAGGACAGGAUCCAAAUGGUGACUUAAGCAAGCCAUCGUCCCUCUCCGACCAGGAAAUGGCGGACGAAGCCGAACCCGAGGCACCUGAGAGACCGAACCGUGGCCGUCUUUUAAUAAGACCCCAACACCAUUCAUUCUAUCCUUAUUUCUUCAACAGGGUCCUAGGUUAAUUUCCGUGCACGUUUCUUUACGGUUCUUUAGUUAAGUACUAGAGAGUAUUACGUUUAUGAAUGGUGCAUACGUGUACAUUAUAUGCUUAGAAAUUUUGAAUAUGGGAUUCACUAUAUAGAUUAGCAAACAAACACAGCAUUUCACUUGCUCUUUAGACACUCAAUUAAACAUAGUUAAACACUGUAGUGCUUUAUUAUGUUUCGUGCUUGUCAUACUACCAUAUACCUAAUUCAAAUAUGAGCACAAGUUGAAUCCCUUAUUUAAAACUGCAUGCUGGCACAAACUCAGAAAUGCACAGUCACUGGUUCAAUUAUUAUGCACCGUCCUAUCUCGACCCGUCCUAAAUGCACAGCUAGCGAAAGACGCACAGCUAGUUUAGCGGCAAUUCGUGUUAAAUGUGCGCUUUUAGACAUAAUCUCUAUGGGGGUGAAGUGCUCUUCUAUUUCUACUGCUCGAAUAUAUUUUGUACAUUUAAAUAAUUGGGCCCUGCACUCUCUUGCGUUGUCUUAGAGUCAGUGUAAUAAUGUGAUAGGGUUGUUAAAUCUUACACUGCGAGUGUGAGGAUAAGGUGUAAAGAUAUUUUAACUUAGUUAAGUGUUUUGGAAAACGUGUACAGUAUUUGUCAGGGAGGAAGUGGUUUUUCUCAGGAAAGGCAAAAUUAUGUAUAACAUAUUAGUUGUAUUCUUUAAGCUCACGCUUUGAACUUUGUAAAGGACCAAGGCAUUAACAAACACGCAUUUAUAAGCUGUUUUUAAAUUCAUUUGAGCUUUUAACUCCCCAGUGGGGGGAUAAAGUAAGUUAAACCUGACAAAGACAGUAAUAGAAAAGCCAUCAGUAAGACAAAAUCAAAACACUCAUUGCAGUUGAAAAUUAGCUGAUAUAAAUUUUCACAUCUUCGCACAGUGAGUAUAACGAGCCAUAAUCAUAAAAACAUUGUAACUGCACCAUUUAAAAUAUCUUAACCACGCUGCGAGAUACACCAAUAGUUAGUUUAGAAUUUCUUAUUUUACCACCAAAGCUGAUUUCUCUGGGAAUGAUCUUCCAUUCAAUCCAUAGUACCAAAAGGGUGUGCCAAAGUAACGUUAGGAAACCACUUCCAUUUACUUGUAUUAGCACAGACAUUCUCGUCGUAAUGUAGUUAUACAUUUUCUUGUUGUGCAGUGUUAAGUCUAUGUAGAAAUUUAUUACGUUAGAUAUCUAUUUUAAGAGAGUACAUUAUGAGAAUAAGGUUGUACUUUGUACUGUAGGAUACCUGUGCAACAGUAACUUAACCGGUUGUACUUUUAUAUAUGUAAAAAUAAACGCUUUGAGGGUUUCCAA